UUCUAGAGUUUCUGGUUUUCAAAUUAGAUCGAAGUUAUCUCAUUCAUUUUAUCAUUCGGCAAGUUGCAUUAUUUACAAAUUAUUCAAUUUCUUAGAAUCUCGACCCAAAAUGGCACCAAAAGCAGAACAAAAAUCAAAGAAAAAGAAAAAGCUGACCGAUGAAGAGAAAAAGGCACUAAGAACGGAAAAGCAGCAUAAAACCCUACAAGAUCAAAUAGAAAGAGAAGAUAAUUUUGCAAAAUUAAGCCACAGAAGAAGUGGAAAGACAUUUUUUAAAGUAGCUGAAAACUUCAAAAUUAACAGCUUGGCAAUAGAAAAGAGUGCAGCAAUUAAAUGGUCACAUCAUCGAGUUACUCAAGCAGAAAAUGAAGUUGAGAAGCUGACAAUCGAUCGACAAGAUUUAUUCGAUCAUCUUUCGCAUGCACAACUUGCUCAGGCUGAAUUGAUCAAGUACAUGAAAGAUUUAUUCCGACUUUUUCAAAAUACACUACAAGAUUUAUUCGAACAGAACCGAAAGAAUCUCGUCGAUGACUUUUAUGCUCAGAAAAUAGUUUGGGAGAGAUUGCUGCACGAAGGAAAGAGAAGUUUUGAGAAUUUCGCUCAUGAAUUUGUAUCGAGAUUACAAGUAAGCUUAAAAGAUCAGAAAGAGAAGUUGAUAGACGACAAAAUAGCUAUAAGAGCAGGCACAGUUAUACAAUGUGAAAGAAUUUACAGCAAGCAAUCUGAAUUUGAUGAGAAAAUUAUUAAGGAACUUGAUGACAUUUACAAAAUAUUUAUUUGGAUCUGGCCAAAAGAAAGAAAUGAGAGAUAUCAAGUUACAUUAAAGGAAUACAACGAGAUUCAAGCUGAAAUUGAGGAACUUGAAGUCGCAGCUGACAAAGCUGAAUAUGAAUCUUUUAAACUUGAGAAUCUGUUGGAUGAGAAGACGAUAUUAUGGACUGAAGAAGUAUCGCGACUAAGAAACUAUUGUGACUAUUUAGAAAAGUCACUUAUCAAUUUAAGGACGAUUGAGAGAAAUGCUCAAAAUCAGGACAGUGAAAAGUUAAAAGCUGUCUCAAACCUUUCUUCAAAAGUUUCAAAACAUUUACAAAAAAAUCUCAAAACCCUCGAAAAUAUUUUAAUGCUCAUGAAGGUCUGUGCUAAAUAUGAAACCAUCCAGGACAGAAUUAGAUUCUUCGACCAGCCUUUGGACACUUCCGAAAGCUCUAACAACUUUAAAAGCUUUAAUACAAAACUCUCUCAAAAAAGCUUAAAUUUCAGCUUUAGAAAUUCCUCAAUUUUAACUAUUGAUGACCAAAAUUCAGCAUGUAUCCACAAAAAGAAGCUCAAAUGUAAUUCUAUAAAUAAUCAAAGCUGUUUGAAAAAGUCUGUAGACUCGAACAAAAGAGAGAUUGAUGGACAUGAAAGAACUUCCAACGUCACUAAUAACUCAGCAAGCAAUCCAUUGAGUUUCCUUCAAAUUUACAGCAGUCCUGAUUUCAAUGCUUAUUAUCCAAAUGACAAUGAAAUCAAAUUUACGGACGAAAAUAAUCCUUUAUCAGCAAAAUAUCCAUCGCUUGCAUCUUCAAAUCAAUCUGAUAAACUUCAUGUCAAUGAACUUCUUGUGGACGAAUUUUAUAGAAAGAUGUCAAUUAUUAAAGCUGACUGCUUAAUGCUGAAUAAUUACAAAAUCGAAAUGUCCAAAUCUAAUGAACAAUUAAGGAAGCUUUUGACAGCCAAGAAACAUGAGUUUGGUGUUCGACAGAAUCUACAGAAGUUGAGGUUAAAUAGCUCACCAAGUGUUGGAAGUAUCUUUCAAUUCUCUCAUCAUAUCCCACAAAUCCAGGAAGAGAUUUUCAUCAGAAAAUGUCGAUCGAUGCAUUUUAAGAUUUGAUAGACUGAAUAAAGCUGGUUGUGUUUAAUAAAUACAAACUUUAUGGCAACAAACCCUAACAGACAAAGAGCACGAUCUGAGCAUGAUUUUUAAAAAUUAAUUUUUUAAUUUGAUGACGCUAAAUUAACGUACUCUCCCAUACAAAUGGAAAUCGCAGCUGGGUACCACAGAAAUCACGCUCUCAAGAGUACGCUUUUUUACUUGCAAAUUUCAAAU
Messenger RNA from Chironomus riparius, 2089 nucleotides. The record is from the annotation of a GenBank genome assembly. Lineage: Eukaryota; Metazoa; Arthropoda; Insecta; Diptera; Chironomidae.